CAUUAACUUUUUUCAUUCGUUUUGAUCGUGUGUGAGUGCAAAUAAAAUUUUUCAUUUUCUCGAAAUAUAUUUGGUGAUUCCUGCUCAAGUUUGCGCAAUAAUUCAAUUUGUUGAGAUGAUGGAAUUGCACUGAAAGUAUAAACUAAAUCGUAAUGGAAAAAUUUCCUCUAAAAGGCAGCAGGGAGAUUGCAGCUGAAGGGAAUAGUUACAUUACAGCCUAUCAGUCGGUAUUAAAAAAGUCGAAUGGUCAUACGGGAGCCAUAGGAGAUAUUACUGAUACUCAGGAUCAUCCAUUGGCUACAUCAUCUCUAACAAAAGAGGGUAACGGCUCUGCAGCUAAAACUUCUCUCACAGUUCCCGACGACGACGACGACGAAAUGAUUGACAUCACACCCCAUUCAAGUCCAGGAGAUGCGGGACAUUCGUCCAGUUUUAAUUACAAACGUCACACUUCGGCUGACUCAGAUAUGGAGGCUGAUCAUUACAUGCGAAAUCAUCACCAUGUUCCAACACAUAGCGCCUUCGGCGAUGCAAAUGAUAGUGGAAUGGCGUUCUACGGUGUAUCGGAUGCACACGAUGACAUACCAGGUAUUGGACAGUACGAUGAUUUUCACACGAUCGAUUGGCAGCGUGAUAUUGCCCGUGAUCGCAUGCGCCAUCGCUAUAUAGUGAAAAAGCGGCAGGAUUCAUUAUGGGAUUUGCUGAAGGGUGCUCAUGACGCGUGGUCUGGUUGGCUCUGUGUCCUCUUUGUUGGUAUUGCUGCUGGUUUUGUAGCUGGCAUGAUCGACAUUGGCGCUAGUUGGAUGUCCGAUUUGAAGCAUGGUAUUUGCCCACAGGCUUUUUGGUUCAAUCGCGAGCAAUGCUGUUGGCCCACCAAGCAGUCCGUUUUCGAAGAAGGAAAUUGUUCAACGUGGAAAACCUGGCCUGAGAUAAUGGGUAUGGAUCGCAAUGGGACCGGUGCCUAUAUUGUCUCCUACUUCUGGUUCAUUUUGUGGGCUUUGAUGUUUGCAGCACUAAGUGCAUCUUUAGUACGCAUGUUCGCUCCAUAUGCUUGUGGAUCUGGUAUUCCUGAAAUCAAGACGAUUCUUUCGGGAUUUAUUAUUCGCGGUUAUUUGGGAAAAUGGACAUUAUUAAUUAAAUCUGUUGGACUGAUGCUUUCUGUAUCAGCGGGUUUAACGUUGGGCAAAGAAGGUCCCAUGGUUCAUAUUGCCAGCUGUAUUGGCAAUAUAUUUUCUCAUAUGUUCCCCAAAUAUGGACGCAACGAAGCAAAGAAAAGAGAGAUUUUAUCUGCAGCUGCAGCAGCUGGUGUUUCUGUGGCUUUCGGUGCACCAAUUGGUGGUGUUUUAUUCUCGCUGGAGGAGGUCUCCUACUACUUUCCGUUAAAAACACUGUGGCGAUCUUUCUUUUGUGCAUUGAUUGCUGCAUUUGUUUUGCGUUCGCUGACACCCUUUGGUAAUGAGCAUUCGGUUUUAUUCUUCGUCGAAUACAAUAAGCCUUGGAUAUUUUUCGAGCUUAUACCAUUCGUCUUCUUAGGAAUAAUGGGCGGCGUGAUCGGUACCAUUUUCAUCAAAGCAAAUUUAUGGUGGUGCCGUUAUCGUAAAUUUAGCAAGCUAGGCCAAUAUCCUGUUGCUGAAGUGCUGGUGGUAACACUCGUUACUGGUAUCUUAUGCUUUCCUAAUCCAUUCACCCGAAUGAACAUGAACGAGCUUAUUUACUUGCUUUUUAGCCAAUGCUCUCCGGCCGACAGCACGAACCCCCUAUGCGACUACAAGCGUAUGAACAUCACAAAUGGAGCCACGUCUUCGAUAGAAGUAACGGAGCCGGGUCCUGGUGUAUAUCAUGCCAUUAUUUUACUGCUACUAGCAUUUGUAUUCAAGCUUGCUUUAGCUGUUUUCACAUUUGGAAUGAAAGUUCCAGCGGGAUUAUUUAUACCAUCUCUUUUAAUGGGUUCAAUUAUGGGUCGUAUAGUUGGAAUUGGUGUGGAACGUUUUGCGUACAGCUAUCCGAAUAUAUGGCUCUUUACGGGUGAAUGUGUUAAUGGCAAAAAUCUGAUUACACCCGGUUUGUAUGCAAUGGUAGGCGCUGCAGCUACUUUGGGUGGUGUUACACGCAUGACCGUUUCUUUAGUAGUAAUCAUGUUCGAAUUGACUGGCGGCGUUGGCUAUAUAGUUCCGUUGAUGGCAGCAGCUAUGGCUUCAAAAUGGGUUGGCGACGCACUCGGUAGACAGGGUAUCUAUGAUGCGCAUAUAGCUCUUAACGGUUAUCCGUUCCUAGAUAGUAAAGAAGAGUUUGCACAUACAACACUGGCAGCCGACGUUAUGCAGCCAAAGAGAAAUGAAACGCUUAAUGUAAUCACACAAGAUUCCAUGACUGUGGAUGAUGUCGAGACGUUAUUAAAAGAAACGGAGCACAAUGGAUAUCCCGUUGUAGUGUCAAAGGAAAGUCAGUAUUUAGUGGGAUUCGUUCUGCGCAGGGAUCUAAAUUUAGCUAUAGAAAAUGCCAAACGUUUGAUCGAGGGUAUAACUGGCGCAUCAAUAGUAUUAUUCACUUCAGCAUCAGCAGCAACACAAAAUUUGGGACCACCACCGCUCAAGUUGAAAAAGAUACUUGACAUGGCACCCAUAACGGUGACAGAUCAGACACCUAUGGAAACUGUGGUGGAUAUGUUCAGAAAGUUGGGCUUACGACAAACUCUAGUGACACACAACGGACGUCUGCUGGGUGUUAUAACGAAAAAAGAUGUUUUGCGUCACGUCAAGCAAAUGGACAAUGAGGAUCCAAAUACUGUCUUAUUCAAUUAAUUGAUAAUAUAUAUUGUCUUGAUUUAACACAGUUCUUUUCGUACUUGGUGUUUGUCAUCGGGAUCCGUUUGGUGAUUUUUCGUCUCGACAAACUCCUUGUUGUAUAAUAAUUACAUAUUUAGCUGAAUUAUUUUCAAUAUGAUUUUUUGUUACUCUAACUAUACGUUUAGCAUAUACAAUUCGUGCUGGCAUCUAAUUAUGUAUUUAAUUGUAUGUGUAUGAUCAAAGGAUUAUUUAUUGUAUUAUUUCUCGAGAAUUCAAUAUUAUGCUGAUAGGAAAUUGUAUUAAUUCUAUAUUUUGGCAGCGCCAAAUUUGAUAAAAUCAAUCUUUCGAAGCUUAGAGGAUUCAAUUUUAUGUACAUAUGUAUAUGAGUGCGCGUUAAGGAUCCAAUUUUUUCCAUUAUACAAGUAUAUAUAUAUUUUUGAUAUGUUUUAUGUAAAUUGUUAAAUUUAUAUGUUUACAAUUUUAAUAUAUUUCUAUCGAUCUGAUAUUUUGCAAAGAAAACCACUUUAUAAUACCAUAUAGACGAUUUUAUGUAAACUGUAAGAAAUACUAGGAUCAUAUAGCGAUAGAUGUAUCAAUAAAAUGUCACCAUAUAUCAAAUACA
This is a messenger RNA of Bactrocera neohumeralis, 3408 nucleotides long. RefSeq names its product H(+)/Cl(-) exchange transporter 5 (gene ClC-c). The record is from RefSeq and is a predicted model, not a curated record. Gene Ontology annotation, cellular component: Golgi apparatus; synaptic vesicle; membrane. Gene Ontology annotation, biological process: transmembrane transport; chloride transport. Bases 153 to 2801 code for a protein of 882 amino acids. Gene Ontology annotation, molecular function: voltage-gated chloride channel activity. Lineage: Eukaryota; Metazoa; Arthropoda; Insecta; Diptera; Tephritidae. The transcript has 14 exons.